AUGAAGUCAAACAUUUUGGACUGGACCUUGUUGUCGUUGCUUCUGCAGUUUCCGGCAGUUAAUGGCUCCCCCAACGGUCAGAACCGCAUCGCUCGAAGCCUGAAGCAGUACGGAGGUGAUGGCAAGAUUACAGCAGAUGCGGAUUCCAAAAACGUGUAUACGACCAAAUUUCCCGGAGUUACAUGGGACGAAGACAAUUGGCUGCUCACUACAACGAGUCUAGACCAGGGUCAUUACCAGUCGCGUGGCUCCAUUGCCAACGGAUACCUGGGAAUUAAUGUUGCCAAUGUCGGACCGUUCUUCGAGCUUGAUGAUCCAGUGAAUGGUGAUGUGAUCAAUGGUUGGCCUUUGUUUUCCAGGCGCCAAACUUUCGCAACAAUUGCCGGAUUUUUUGACAGUCAGCCUACGACAAAUGGUAGCAAUUUUCCUUGGUUGUCCCAAUAUGGAGGCGACAGUGUCAUCAGCGGUAUCCCACACUGGAGUGGACUGAUCCUCGAUUUAGGGGAUGGUACAUACCUCGAUUCAACGGUUGACGGCAAAACAAUCACUAAUUUUCAGUCCACAUAUGACUUUAAAGCUGGCGUGCUGUCCUGGUCAUACAAAUGGGUUCCCGAAGGCGACAAGGGAUCAUAUGACAUUGCUUACCGGCUUUUUGCCCACAAAUUGAACAUCAACCAGGCCGUGGUUGACCUGGAAAUUGUGCCCUCUUCGAAUGCCAAUGCCUCGAUUGUCAACCUCAUUGAUGGCUACUCAGCUGUCCGUACCGAUUUCGUGCAAUCAGGACAAGAUGAUGGGGCGAUCUUUUCUUCUAUUCGACCCUGGGGAAUUUCGAAUGUCACGGCCUAUGUUUAUGCCAAUUUGACCGGGUCGGAAAACGUUGAUCUGUCAUCUCGCAAAAUUGUUUCGGAUAAGCCGUACGUUAAUUCGAAUGAAUCGACCAUUGCCCAGUCAGUCAAUGUCAAGUUCUCGGCCAAUGAAAAGCUUCGUAUCACCAAGUUCGUUGGUGCUGCCUCUACAGAUGCUUUUGCAAACCCUCGAAAAACCGCCAAAAGGGCUGUGUCUGCUGGAAUGACCCGUGGCUAUACCCAGUCCCUUCAGUCACAUAUUUCUGAGUGGGCAAGCAUUAUGACAGAUAACUCGGUUGACAAAUUUGCCAACCCAGAGACUGGAGUCUUGCCAGCCGACAGUCACAUUGUUGACUCGGCCAUAAUCGCUGUUGCCAAUACAUACUAUCUCCUGCAGAACACAGUGGGCAAGAAUGCUGCAAAUGCGGUUUCCGGGGCCCCCGUUAAUGUUGACAGUUUAUCAGUCGGUGGCCUCACAUCCGAUUCUUACGCUGGCCAAGUAUUUUGGGAUGCGGAUAUCUGGAUGCAACCUGGCCUCGUUGCUUCGCACCCCGAGGCUUCUCAGCGGUUCACGAAUUAUCGUGUGGCUCAAUAUGCCCAGGCAAUGAAAAAUAUUGAGGCUGCCUUCGCCAGCUCAAGAAACGAGACCAACUUUUCUCCUUCGGCCGCCGCCUAUCCUUGGACCAGUGGCCGGUUUGGCAACUGCACAGCUACCGGUCCAUGUUGGGACUAUGAAUAUCACCUGAACGGGGAUAUUGGACUGUCAACGAUCAACCAGUGGGUUGCCAGUGGCGAUACGCAGUAUUUCCAUGACAAGCAUUUGCCAGUUUAUGACUCGAUUGCAACUCUUUAUUCGAAUUUGCUUGAGCGUAAUGGAUCCUCCUGGACCCUGAGAAAUAUGACUGACCCUGAUGAAUACGCAAACCACGUUGAUGCGGGUGGUUUCACGAUGCCGUUGAUCGCUCAGACGCUGACAUAUGCAAACUCAUUCCGCAAGCAGUUCGGCAUCGAGACCAAUGAGACAUGGACUGAAAUGGCCGAAAAUAUUCUUUUGCUUCGGGAAAGUGAUAUCACCCUCGAGUUCACCACUAUGAACGGAAGCACCGUAGUCAAGCAAGCCGACGUGGUGCUCAACACAUACCCCCUGGAUUACAGCAGCAACUACACAGCCCAGAACUCACUAAAUGACCUGGACUACUAUGCCAACAAACAAUCUUCCGACGGCCCAGGCAUGACAUGGGCCAUUUUCUCAAUCGUCGCCAACGAUGUUUCCGAAUCCGGUUGCUCUGCUUACACGUAUCAACAGUACUCCUAUGAGCCAUAUGCACGAGCACCAUUUUUCCAAUUAUCUGAACAGAUGGUAGAUGAUUAUAGUAGCAACGGGGGCACACACCCAGCAUACCCCUUCCUAACCGGGAGUGGAGGGGCCAAUCAAGUCGUUCUGUUUGGAUACCUCGGACUGCGACUACUUCCUGAUGAUGUUAUUCACAUUAAUCCCAAUUUACCACCGCAAAUCCCCCAUAUCACUUAUCGAACAUUUUACUGGCGAGGAUGGCCCAUGUCAGCUAGCUCCAACUAUACGCACACCACCAUCCGUCGGGCUGCCAAUGUUCCUAGCCUCGAUACUGCGGACUUGCGGUUUGCAAACGUGUCAAUCCCUGUGCAUGUCGGCACUGAGUCCAACACAACUGUUUACAAACUUCCAGUCAAGGGUGCAUUGACUGUUCGCAACCGCCAAAUUGGAUCAAAAAACACCAUCCCUGGUAACCUGGUACAGUGCCGUCCAGUGUACUCGCCUAGUGAAUACGAACCAGGCCAAUUUCCGAUUUCUGCCGUGGACGGCGCAACCUCGACGAAAUGGCAGCCCUCUUCUGCGAACCUGAGCUCUGUGACCGUCUCCUUUGCCGAUUCUGAGAUCAACAAGAAGGCCGUUGGAUUUUACUUUGAUUGGGCGCAGUCACCGCCGGUCAAUGCAACGAUCAUAUUCCAUGACAAUCUCAUUGAGGACCCAGCCUUGACUCUCAUGUCUGAAAAUAACUCCAAUUACAUUGUCGUUAGCAGCAUGAAAAACAUAACGCAAUCCAGCCCGUAUGACCAAAAUACCAACCUCGAUAAGGUGGUUAUUCCUACUGGCAAUACUACCAGAACGGAACUUCAUGAGCCUGUCCGGGUUACACGUUAUGCGACUCUGCUUAUUUACGGCAACCAGGCACUCGAAGGCGAGGAGAAUGCUGUAGGCGCCACUGUCGCCGAAUGGGCUAUCCUCGAACAACCUCAGUCAUCUGGACAAAGCGAAAAUGGAAGCACCAAGAGAAAGCUUCAAUUAAAAGACGCGGCUCUGAUGUCUGACAAUGUUACCAGACGCCGGAAAUUUAUCAUUCCAAACUAA
Messenger RNA from Aspergillus wentii DTO 134E9, 3234 nucleotides. RefSeq names its product alpha,alpha-trehalase treA (gene treA). Gene Ontology annotation, molecular function: alpha,alpha-trehalase activity; carbohydrate binding. NCBI's taxonomy places the organism in Eukaryota, Fungi, Ascomycota, Eurotiomycetes, Eurotiales, Aspergillaceae. The record is from RefSeq and is a predicted model, not a curated record. The transcript has 4 exons. Gene Ontology annotation, cellular component: fungal-type cell wall. The coding region runs from base 1 to 3234 and encodes 1077 amino acids. Gene Ontology annotation, biological process: trehalose catabolic process.